Ascoidea rubescens DSM 1968 is the source of this 1053-nucleotide messenger RNA. RefSeq names its product Aim24p (gene AIM24). The transcript is spliced from 3 exons. Gene Ontology annotation, cellular component: mitochondrial inner membrane. Lineage: Eukaryota; Fungi; Ascomycota; Saccharomycetes; Ascoideales; Ascoideaceae. Gene Ontology annotation, biological process: inner mitochondrial membrane organization. The record is from RefSeq and is a predicted model, not a curated record. The annotation marks the transcript as partial.
GUGUAUCAGACAAUUGGUGCACCUCCAUCUUUGGUGUCGAUCAAUGUUCCACCUUCGGUGCCUAUUUACCUUAAAAAGGGAAGCUUAUUAGCUUUAUAUUCCAAGAAUGUCGAUAAUAAGAACAUUAAGAAUAUAAUCUCCAAUUCAAUUACUGGAGAAAUUCAAAUUAUCUCACCCAUUCGUCGUUUUCUUUUGGGUGGGUUUCCAUCAAUUUACCAAAAAUUGAUAUCGACUGAUCCAUUCACUGCAUUGAUAUCGUCAAAUAUCAACUCUAAAUUAAAAAAAAAAUACCAGACUUCUUUUAGAAUUAUUCAAUUGAAUGGAACAAAAGAUUGGGCAAUCUUUCCUAAGAAUUCUUUACAAUUAUACUAUGGAUCUUCAUUAGUAAUUAAAAAUUUACUUUUACCAAGAAAGAUUUCAAAAAAACUAUCAUUACUCUUGAAUAUCCCUAAAAGUUCGAAAACUGGUUUAUUUAAGUUUUUAAAAUCAGGCUAUACUUUUGUUACAGGAAGAGGUUAUAUUGGGUUGACUGGAUUAGGAGAGAUUUAUAAUUUUGAAUUGAAAGAAAAUGAAGAAGUAUUAGUAUUUAAAGAUAAUCUAUUGGCGUUGACGAUAAAUGGACCAAGGGAUUUACGAAACUUAAUCAAAAAAGAAAUAAUUAGGGAUAAUCAAUACAUAACCUUACUAAGAUUAUUAAGAACUAAUAAAAUUUCAUUAAAUUUAAUAUUAAAUUACUUUAAAAUUAAAUUCAAAUUACUCAAAUUUUAUUUCAAAAAAUAUUCCUCGAUUUUUUAUUUAUCGACUUAUAAUAUAGUUGGCGGUAAUGGUGGAUAUAUUAAAAUUAUCGGACCAACAAAUAUUUUAUUACAAACUAAUACAGGAAAGGAGUUACCAAUAAGUUCAUUUGCUAAAAAUCUUAAAAAUGGAAUUGAUAAAAAACCAGAGGACUAUUUAAGUUAUGUAACCAUUAAAGAUGGUAAAGUCGUAUUUGAAAGUACCCCAGACUUUUCUGAAACUGUUAAAAAAAUUGAGAAUUUAAAUAAACAAAAAUAA